AUGGUUCCGAUGAGCUUUUCCUUGUUGAAUCCCGUCCAGCUGACGGAAGUUCUUCAGCGGCUACAACCUUUUUCAUUGGUGGUGCUGUCAAUGACGUUACUGUGUUUGGACAUUCAUGCGUUCAUCGAAGGCAAACAUUAUUUUGUAAAGUUUUUCGUUUUUAGUUUUUUGUUCUUUUACGGAAUAUGUGCUGGCGCAGUGUACUCGAAGCGGAGAAGUCACGUGACUUUUGACGUGUUCGGAACGGACAGAGCGGUGACUUUGUACGUGAUGUUUCUCAUAUUUGAAAUCUGUUUGUUGUUUACGUAUAUUCCGCGGCUCCUGAUGGCUAUAUUUAAAGCGAUUGUAGCGGUCCGGGAUUUCAUAAAAAACUACGGUUUGUAUUCUUUUUGCCAAGUUCACUGGCAACGACUACGUAUACCGUUCCUAUUCGGCGUAUUCUGUUGUACCCGGACGGCUACCCUGCUCGGUGCCACUGUCUUCGAUGGGAAACGAUUGGUGGUGAGUGAAACUUUGAGCGGACUGACCGAAGAUGAUUACUACUGGGUGGCAUCUGUUUCUGGCCCUUAUUGGUGCUUGUUCAGAUAUUUGCUGGUUCGUAACUGUGAAACACUGACGGCUUUGAUCGGCGUUUCCAGCAUUUGGUCUCGUUUUGCCGGCAUCGUCUCGGCCAUCUUCAAGAAACUUGUAAAUGAUAACGACGUCGACAACGAUAAUUGGGCACCGUCGACCGGUAUCUUGUUCCUGUUCCUGUGCAUCCAAACCGGAGUGACCAGCUUGAGUCCUGAGUUACGGAUCGCGAAAAUAUAUCGCAAUUUUUGGCUGCUGUUCAUGACCUUAACGCAUAUUUUCCACGGCGUCCUUGACAAGAUGCUGAUGCGUGCCACUGCAACGGGGUUCUACAGGUUUCGACGCCACGCCGUAUGUUACUUUGCCUACUUGCUCAUACUGUUUGUACCAGUGAUUUUCUUGACAAAGGUUUGGCCUUACGACCUGUACAACCCGUGGUUGAUCUCGGUUGCCAUAUUUGCAGUGGAGUUGCUUGAAAAGCUACUGAUUACGCUGGCCGUUUAUCUGGUAUCACUUGCUGACGGGCUGCAAUUCAGCUUUCUGUCGGCGGUCGACGACGUGAUAUUUUGUAUUCGUUGCAUUGGUUCUGUUGUCGAGUUCGUGUCUGGUAUUCUGCUGUUUGUCAACGGAGUUUGGAUCUUUCUGUUCGAGUAUGGAGGUUGGCUGAGGGCGUUGAUGCUGGGAGUCCAUGCGUACUCAAAUCUGUGGCUUGUAGCGAACAACGGCUGGAAAAGUCUGAAACGUAGAAGAACGGCGCGGAGCCAGUUUUCCGUGAUCGCCGAUGCUUCGUCUGAACAAAUUGUAGCUUUCGACGGCAUCUGUGCAUCGAUCAGCAUGAAGAAGCUGUCGAUCCAGUACCAGCAGUCGCAGUACCUGCGUUUUCAUUGGCUUUUUCCCCAGGUUUGUCUUUUCUUCCGUCUGAACUCCAUUUACGCCGCCUCAGUUAAGAGUGGUUGGAUGGACGCGGGAGAAGAAGAAAAAGACGGGCCCCAGUAUCCUGCGCGCCCUUGGGACUGGCCUGAGACGGCGGGCCGGCAUCCGAAGGACGAGGGUCUGCUAAGAAUCUCAGGAUGCACCAGGCCGCCAAAAAGAAAUAAACCUGACCUCUCGAAAUGCACUGACAACUGUAGGUCACUAUCGAGUAAUGAACACAUCAGCCAUUUCGUCCUGGAGAUUAACAGAAAUUCUUGCGAUGUCCUCGGCGUCUGCGAGACACGAAGAAAGUCAGAACUCAACGCGACCUGGGUGGACGGCAACACAUUUCUUCUCAACAAAAGAGAAGAACAGAGAAACAUAGCUGGAAUCGGGUUUUUGGUGAACAAGAAAUGGUCUUUACGAAUCCUUUCCUGCCGCUUUAGGUCACCGCGAGUCGAUGUACCCCUUCAACGGCUGAAUUCCAACAAGACCCUCAACAUCAUUCAAGUCUAUGCCCCAACUACGGCCAGCGACGAUGAUUAG
Molecule: messenger RNA, 2028 nt
Organism: Soboliphyme baturini
Lineage: Eukaryota; Metazoa; Nematoda; Enoplea; Dioctophymatida; Soboliphymatidae
Source: the annotation of a GenBank genome assembly